Messenger RNA from Impatiens glandulifera, 1622 nucleotides. Its product is annotated as acetyl-CoA acetyltransferase, cytosolic 1. The transcript has 15 exons. Gene Ontology annotation, molecular function: acetyl-CoA C-acetyltransferase activity. Bases 104 to 1330 code for a protein of 408 amino acids. NCBI's taxonomy places the organism in Eukaryota, Viridiplantae, Streptophyta, Magnoliopsida, Ericales, Balsaminaceae. Gene Ontology annotation, biological process: fatty acid beta-oxidation. The record is from RefSeq and is a predicted model, not a curated record.
UCGUCUCUUUCAGCUUGAUCAUCUCUCUCUUCUCUUCCGGCGGUAGGUAGUGACUAUUGAACACUGUCCGGCGACCGAGGAGGUAUUAGUUGCAAAUAUCACAAUGGCUCCAGCAGCUGCUACAGCAUCUUCAGACUCGAUCAAGCCUAGAGAUGUUUGCAUUGUUGGUGUUGCAAGGACGCCUAUGGGUGGUUUUCUUGGUUCUCUCUCAACCUUGACAGCCACCAAGCUUGGCUCUAUAGCUAUUCAAAGUGCUUUGGAAAGGGCUAAUGUUGACCCAUCACUUGUGCAAGAAGUUUUCUUUGGGAAUGUGCUCAGUGCGAAUUUGGGGCAGGCUCCCGCUAGGCAAGCAGCAUUAGGAGCAAAAAUACCUAACACAGUUGUUUGUACCACUAUUAACAAAGUCUGUGCUUCUGGCAUGAAAGCAACUAUGCUUGCCGCACAAAGCAUUCAAUUGGGCAUCAAUGAUGUUGUGGUGGCUGGUGGGAUGGAAAGCAUGUCUAACUGCCCCAAAUACUUGGCAGAAGCAAGGAAAGGAUCUAGAUUUGGGCAUGAUAGCCUAGUUGAUGGAAUGUUGAAAGACGGAUUAACGGAUGUUUAUAAUGAUUGUGGUAUGGGAGUUUGUGCGGAACUAUGUGCUGAUAACCAUACAAUAUCAAGAGAAGAUCAGGAUAAUUUUGCUAUUCAGAGUUUUGAGCGUGGUAUUGCUGCUCAAGAGAAUGGUGCUUUUGCAUGGGAGAUUACUCCUGUGGAGAUUUCAGGGGGUAGAGGAAGGCCAUCAACAAUUGUUGACAAAGAUGAAGGCCUCGGGAAGUUUGAUGCUGCAAAGUUAAGGAAGCUCAGACCAAGUUUCAAAGAGACAGGAGGUACCGUCACUGCUGGGAAUGCUUCUAGCAUAAGUGAUGGUGCUGCUGCUCUAGUCCUAGUGAGUGGAGACAAAGCCCUCCAGCUAGGGCUACAUGUGAUUGCCAAGAUUACAGGCUAUGCUGAUGCUGCUCAGGCACCAGAAUUGUUCACAACUGCGCCAGCCCUUGCGAUACCAAAAGCAAUUUCAAAUGCUGGUUUAAACGCCUCUCAAGUCGAUUUCUAUGAAAUUAAUGAAGCCUUUGCAGUGGUGUCCCUCUCAAAUAUGAAGCUUCUUGAACUUGACCCAGCAAAAGUUAAUGUACAUGGUGGAGCAGUUUCUUUGGGACAUCCCCUAGGUUGCAGUGGAGCCCGUAUUUUGGUCACACUUUUAGGGGUUCUGAAGCAGAAAAAUGGUAAAUAUGGAGUUGGUGGUGUCUGCAAUGGAGGAGGAGGUGCAUCAGCACUUGUUGUGGAGCUUGUGUAAUAUUCCAUUUUGAUGUAUGUUAGUUGAGGAUAAUGUAUUCGCAUGGAGGGGGUCUUAUCGAUUGAGAAGUGACAUUUGACGCCACCAUUUCUUUUUUGUAUGGUUACCCCCCACCAACAAGUUGUGGAUUAGUGUUGUUUUUAUUUAAAUCUUAACUAGUAGAAUAAUCAUGUUUAGUUCUGAAAUCCACUUUCAUUACAUUUUAAGGCUCGUUACAUCUUCUUCGUAGUUUGUCUUGUUUUUUAUUUUUGUUUUGCGACAUUUAUCAAAAUUAAAAAUCACCCUUUCUUGA